GGAGGUGAUUUCUUUUAAAUUGAAGGAGACAUGAGUUCUGAACAAUCUGAGGAAUUAUCCAGGGAUGAGAUGAGAAGGAGGCGGUUGGAAAGGUUACAGCGUCCUAACCAGUUAUCAGUUUCUGGUACUCAACCAUCAGCUCGCACUCCCUCCCCCUCCCCCUCUAAAGGAUCGCAAGUCACUGUAACCUCUCCCACUUCACCUUUAAAAGAUUCUUUAUCAAGCGAUAUUCUGGCCACACCCAGUUCUUCAGUUGAGCCAAUGGAAUUAUCUUCCUAUGACACACCCCCUACCUCACUUCAGUCAGCCCCGCCCCAUUCUCUGCUCUCUAGAGUAUUCAGAGUCUAUUACACACCUGUAAGUGUUGAUGAGAGAGAAAUAGUUGAACUGAAUUCUUUGAGAGGAAACAUCGAGAAUAACGGAGAUACAGCGUUUGUUGAUUAUUCUGAUUUGGUAUCUCAGCUAUUGAUGGAACGGCUUUUUCUGUUUCAUCAAGCCACACCUACUCAUGACCACGCCUCCUCUAAACGGAAGGAAAUGGUGUCUUAUUUAAUUGAAAGUUAUAACAGACUUAUACUUGAAGAUAGACACAUCAAGGAUAAAACUAGUCUAAGAGGAGAAGUCAUCUUUAUUUGUAAGGGGAUGAUCACUUCUUUCCUAUCGUCAGUUCUUUGUGGAAACUUUGACACGGACUCAAAAGACACUAACAACUCUGCCCUGAUGCCACACCUCCUGUGUCACCCCUCCAGUUGUAUGCCGUUGGACUUGUUGUCUGAGUUGGUUUUGUUUUGUCAUAACGAAGAACCUUCUGGAGAAACUUUGAAAAAGGUCUUUUCUCCAGUUCUGUCCUGUCUUCAUGAGACAGUGAAGAGGUAUACCCCACUCACCGAGGGAUGUCUAGUUCCUGUUUCAGUACUAGCCAGUUUAUGUGAAAUUAAAAUAGCCAAUGGAUCACUAAGACCCAUCUGUCAACUGGUUGUUAAUAAUGAAAGAUGGCUGCCUUUAGGUGAAUCCUCUAAAUCUGGUCGGAAAUUCCAAAAUGAAACUUUCCUCGGACCUUUUCUCUCUCUCUCGGGCUUUGUAGAAGACAGUGUUGAAGUCAAAAAUCAUUAUUUGUCUGAGAGUUUGUCGUCAGCACACGAGGCUCAUUCACUGGGCAUGGCUAUAGUCCAAACACUUAAUGCAUCAAGAGAAGAGAUGUUCAAGGUGAUUCAUUCUUUGCUUCGUUGUACGGAAACACGUGAUAGCACCUUGAACUAUUUGAGCCAGCUAUUGAUUGCUAAUUCAAAAAAGUCCCAGCUGCUGUCAGACAGGAGGCUAGUCUCAACUGAUGGAUUCAUGCUUAACCUCCUCCACAUAAUGCAGCAGCUGAACAACAAAGUUAAAACCAGCACUGUUGAUGCUCAGUAUGUUCUAAGAUCUGAUUGUAGAGUCCCUUUUACCCAAGAGACGAGAUUAGGCUGCUCUGAGAAACAACUGGAAGAAUGGAAAAGAGUAAAAGAAAUAAGCUCAAAACCAGUCAAGUUUCCUACUGAGUGUUUCUUCAUGACAGCUGAAUGUCACCACCUCUCUGUCUCCCCAGUCAUCAGGAGGUACAAGCAAGGGAUGAGGGACAUAAGGCAACUCUCACAGAUGAUUGAAGAGAGUCGGUUGCUACAGCGACCAGUUCCUGACAAAGCGAAGGAGCGUUACCAGGUAAUGGCUCGCUGGAAGUCAAACUGGGACUCUCUCGUGGCGGACAGAGAGUUCCUCCAUCAGUGCAGCCAUUACUACUCCACCUGUACCCAAUGGAUGAUCUCUUUACUCUCCUCUGAUAACGAUCCUUCUCUUCCAUUACCUAAGACUCCCCCUCAGACCUUUGCUGGGCUUCCAGAGUUCUUCCUUGAAGAUAUGACUGAUUUCUAUAUAUUCUGUUCUCAGUUUUCUCCUGCUGUUCUGGAUGAAUCUAGUUUUAUUCCAGUAACAGUCCUAACUGUGCUAUUGCUAGCUACUCCAAAGUAUAUCAACAAUCCUUACCUCACUGCUAAACUAGCUGAACUGAUAUUCCUCAAUACACCUGGUGUUCAGGACUAUAAUCACACUCUUUUUGAUCUAUUUCUCUCUCAUCCAUUAUCAACGUCAUCCCUUGCGUCCUCUUUAAUGAGACUCUACAUUGAUUGUGAGAAUAUGGGAGGUAGUAAUGAGUUUUAUGAUAAGUUUUCCGUCCGUUAUCAUCUCUCAGUAAUCCUGCGGCUCCUUUGGGAGAAUCCUGAACACAGAAGAACCUUUUUAUCGGAAAGCAGUAACAGUCGUGACGGCGCCCCCUUCGUGAGGUUCGUGAACAUGUUGAUUAAUGAUACCACGUUCCUCUUGGACGAGUCGUUGGACACUUUGAAGUCGAUCCAUGAGACCCAGGAGGCAAUGAAGGACGAGAGAGGGUGGGCCAGUCAACCUCAGUCCAUGCAGGAUUCAAGACUCCACCAGUUAGCUCAAGAUGAGAGGCAGUGUCGCUCUUAUCUCACUCUGGCUACUGAGACCCUCACCACAUUCCACUACCUCAGCAAAGAGAUUCAACAACCUUUCCUUAGACCUGAAAUGGUCGUACGUGUCAGCUCAAUGCUGAACUUUAACCUUCAGCAGCUGUGUGGUCCGAAAUGCAGCGGAUUAAAGGUCGAAGAGCCAGAGAAAUACAAUUUCUCUCCAAAGACACUCCUUGAUCUACUCACCGAUAUAUACCUCCAUCUUUCUGAUGGUGACGGGCUAGCUAGAGCCAUUGUAAUGGACGACAGAUCCUACAGAAAAGAACUGUUUGACCAGUGCAUUAGGAUACUAUAUAACAGGGGGAUCAAGAGUAAAGAGGCUAUUGAGAGGUUUCAAGCUUUUGUUCAAAAGGUUGAAGCAGAGGCAGUUGUGUGCAUGAGACAAGAGAUUGUCAUCUCUGAUGUACCCGAUGAAUUCAAAGACCCCAUUAUGGAUACUCUCAUGAAUGAUCCUGUACAGCUGCCUAGUGGAGUUAUUGUAGACCGUCCUGUUAUAGUGAGGCACCUCCUCAACUCGUCUCAGGAUCCGUUUAACAGGCAGAGACUCACGAUAGAUAUGCUCCAACCAGCGACGGAGCUUUUAGGAAGAAUUAACAAGUGGAAAGCUGACCGGGGUCUGAUUUAAGAUGAUAGAUAAAUAACGAUUAAAUUAUGAUUAUUUAUUCUGAUUAUUUUUCCUGCUUUAGCUCAUAAUAAUAACAAUAAUAUUAAGAAAAGUAAUCUAAUUUGUUUUUUGCAUAAA
This is a messenger RNA of Amphimedon queenslandica, 3261 nucleotides long. RefSeq names its product ubiquitin conjugation factor E4 B-like. The record is from RefSeq and is a predicted model, not a curated record. NCBI's taxonomy places the organism in Eukaryota, Metazoa, Porifera, Demospongiae, Haplosclerida, Niphatidae. Bases 31 to 3144 code for a protein of 1037 amino acids. The transcript is spliced from 24 exons. Gene Ontology annotation, cellular component: nucleus; cytoplasm; ubiquitin ligase complex. Gene Ontology annotation, molecular function: ubiquitin-ubiquitin ligase activity. Gene Ontology annotation, biological process: protein polyubiquitination; ERAD pathway; ubiquitin-dependent protein catabolic process.